Hordeum vulgare subsp. vulgare (domesticated barley) is the source of this 2166-nucleotide messenger RNA. RefSeq lists its product as uncharacterized. The transcript is spliced from 4 exons. Bases 414 to 1937 code for a protein of 507 amino acids. Lineage: Eukaryota; Viridiplantae; Streptophyta; Magnoliopsida; Poales; Poaceae. Gene Ontology annotation, molecular function: protein binding. The record is from RefSeq and is a predicted model, not a curated record.
AAUGUGGAUCCAGCGGUGCUUGAGAAGAGGCGCCCAAAUAAGCUGCUCCCCCUUCGGGAGCUGCAGCCCCCAAUCGAAGCAGCAGCAGCUCCGUUCCGAGCUGCAACCGGGCUCCUCUCCGAGCCGCAGUCCGCAAUCGAAGCGCUUCCCGUUUCAAAUCGCAAUCCGCAAUCAAAGGAGUCCUUCCCGGGCUACAAUCAGAGGCAAGUCCGCUUCCGGAUUCCUCCUCGUAUUUGUGUACAUAGAAUCUUCGAUAUUUAGACGAGAGUUUCCAUAGCAGCUAUACACGGAUACGGAGUAGCAUACUACAGUAUAUAUCUGGGCUGGCGGCACCGCGGUACCCUCCAGGUUUAAGAGGAGACGAGCAACAACUCCCUAGACAACAGUUUUGAGGCAGACCAGCAAGUCGGGCUAUGGGGAUCAGAUCUCGUCGCCGGCGGCCGGCUGCUAGAUCGGUGGCCGAACCCGCCGAACCCAUGGAGAAAGACAAUCAAGAUGAUAGGAUCAGCAGCUUGCCAAACGACAUCCUUGUCAACAUUCUGGACCGACUUAAAGCGCGAGCCGCUGUGAAAACCAAGGUCCUCUCCAGACGGUGGAGUCAGCUUCCUGACAUGCUCCCACGGCUUACAAUCAGUGCUCGGGACCUACGGCCCUCAAAAACUAAAACCAGCAUGUCCAAUAAUGAAUUGUUUCAGAGGUCCAAUGCAGCUGUGGUCAAAGCGACAGAGAGCGUACUGGCACACAGGGAUCUGGGUGGAUGCACCAUCGACCUGUUGAGCACGACGUUCUACUUGAAAGAUGAUGCCCCCAUAUCCAUUGGGCGUACUGUUGGCAAUGCCAUGGCAACACAUAAGAUUGAGAAAGUGGAAUUCACUGUUUUGACAGAGAAGGAGAGACAAGAGUGCACUUUUGAUGAUAUGGAGAAAUAUGGGACACGGUUUGUGUCAUUUUUCAAUGAGUGCCUCAAUGCGUUUGCUGGUCUCACACGCCUCUGCCUGCAGAAUUUGACAUUUCGUGAAUCUGUCAUUGUCUCCAACAUCCUCGUCACUUGCAAGCAAUUAAAAUAUUUGGAUUUCCACUAUUGCCGCACGGAGGGUUUGAUUCUCGAUGUUGAACACACACAACUCAGUGAGCUCAGCAUUGUCAAUUGCCGUUUUGGCCUGAUCAACCUCACAAUGGUUCCCAAACUCACCCGAUUGGUGUUUGAGUAUUGGACGGCUUACAAAGAACCGCCACUAUCAUUUGGCUAUGUCCCAUUGCUCGAGGUUCUGAGUCUUGCAACUGUUCAUCUUAGUUGGCACAAGAUGGUCAAGUUAAGUACGUUUCUUUACGGGUCCUCUGUUCGAGACCUGAGGUUGUGUUUUAGAUUUGAAAAGAUUUGGGUUCAACCGGAGUGCCUGACCAAAAGGCUGGCAUCUGUGCUCCACCAACUAAGGAUUGUCAAUCUAGUUGACAUUCCUGAAGGGUAUGAUCUUACCUGGACAAUGUUCAUUUUGGAAGCGGCGCCGUCCGUGGAGGAGCUCUACAUGAAGGUAAUGGAUCAUCCUUGUGAAAUGCAUAUGGAUAAGGAGAAGAGGAGGGCGAACUUGUUUAGUGAGAACAAGGGCGUCGAGUGGAAACCACCUGCGUCACACUUCAAGCACCACCGGCUGGCCAAGCUCAUCAUCUUCUGCUUUGAGUCUCUAGACUACAUGGUGAAUCAUGUCAGGUGUGUCAUGAAAGCAGCGGUGAAUCUACAGGAUGUGUACCUGUAUAAUAGACUGGCAUGUAACAAGUGCCGUAAUGUGAUGCCUCCUAGGCUGAUAAAGUUCCCGGAGACGGUUAUGGGGAGGCAUUUGGAGGGGAAGCGAUUGACCUGGGGCAUCGAGUCGCCUGCCACAAUCCACUUCCAGAUAACUCCUGUAAUAAGGGCUGAACAUCGUGCUAGGACGCUCUAGUGUUUUCCUUGGAAGAUAGCUUAAGGCUGUUGAGGCAGUAUAUUAUUUGAUGCAUCGGUUGGAUUAGUUAGUCCAGAAGAAAUGGUCUGCAUAUGCUUGACCUGCCAUGGCUCAUGGCGGGUUUUCUUGUUUGAUCUGCUUUUGUAGUUGCAACGCCUUGGAUAAUUAAAUUGUGAUACUUUGUCUGAAUCGAAAAUUCAUUCAGUUAUCGAGUUAAACUUUGAACCAA